AUGGAAGAAGAAUGGCGGAUUCCUUCUGUCCCACCGGAUCUUGGCCCCGAAGAAACGAUCCAUCGAAUUCUCGAUGCAACACAGCAAUUUCUGAAAAAAACCGACGAGAUAUUCAACCGGGUUGAGAAGCGAGCUAUCCAGCUGGAAGAUCGGAUUGCCAGAACACGAAGUCGGGCUACAAUCAUAGCCGACCGGGUCCAUAAUGUGAAAGAGCUAAAUAAGGCGUUGGUUCUCGAAGCACCUUCACGAUUGGUGGCCGAUGAAUGUCCACUUAGGGAAACAUUGCUAGCAACGACCGGCACCCUCCCCGGCUCAUCAGCACAAUUUUCAGAGCCGUUUGUCUUCAAAAAACCUCCAUGUGAUACGGACCUGAAACGAGCUUUGGAGGAUAAGAAGACGUUCUUCUUGCCAUCACACUUGUUGAAGUCUUAUAAGGAUAAGACAAAGAAAGGUCAAAUGAAGGUGCCGACCAGCUUGAACAGCGUCGCCGACCUCUAUUUUUAUGACACACAACGGGUUGCUUAUGAUAAUGUAAAUCUCUCGCUUAAUCAGCGUCAGCGGCGUUACAGCGGUACUACUGUCAAAACGGGUGAUUCCUUCGGGGUCCCGGUCUCGACGCCAGCCCUGGCUUCUGCUAUUGGCUACCGGGCCCGGGACGAAGAUCCAUUGGCCUAUCGGCCGCAAGCGAUGACUUUGGAGGACAUCGAUUUGCCGAGUAUUUUGCCGGAUCUUCCCGGCGUUGCUGAGGAUAUCUCGUUCUAUGGCCACGACGGCUCAUUUUUCGGCUUCUCCCCACCGCCGCUCCCUGAUUUUGUCGACGUGCCAGACAUUCCUACGAAAACAACAUCAUCCACAGACCAAAAUCCAACGAUGGUUUCCGCUCCGCCACCUCCACCAACAUCAGCCCCCAUGCCGCCCCCACCAGCGUUUUCUGCUCCUCCGCCAGCUAUGUCCACAAUUCCUCCGCCACCUCCGCCUCCUCCACCUCCGCCUCCGCCUCCGCCAGCUUUACGUCCACCACAAACCGCAUCGACACCAGUCCCGGAAGGCGGCAGAGCCAAUCUCAUGGAAGCUAUCCGUGCAGCCGGUGGAGCGGGCAAAGCUCGCUUGAAGAAGAUUGAAAAAGAUGGUGCUGAGGGACAGAAAUCAAGGAGGACCAAAAAGGAAAGCGAAGCCAAGGGCGCUUCCGCGCUACCCCAAGGCGGCCCAGUCGAUCUGAUGUCCGCCCUUUCGCUAGCAUUGAAUGCCCGUCGUAAAUACAUAUCUGGACAAAAUGACAGGACGGAUGAACGGACAGAGUCCACAUCCGCUAGCAACAUUCCGCCACCGCCCGGCGGGGCCAGUGAUGAAGAAUGGGGA
Molecule: messenger RNA, 1359 nt
Organism: Mesorhabditis spiculigera
Lineage: Eukaryota; Metazoa; Nematoda; Chromadorea; Rhabditida; Rhabditidae
Source: the annotation of a GenBank genome assembly